Molecule: messenger RNA, 2639 nt
Organism: Scleropages formosus (Asian bonytongue)
Lineage: Eukaryota; Metazoa; Chordata; Actinopteri; Osteoglossiformes; Osteoglossidae
Gene: lmbrd1
Product: LMBR1 domain containing 1
Exons: 16
Coding region: 28-1650 (540 amino acids)
Biological process (GO): protein localization to lysosome
Cellular component (GO): lysosomal membrane
Source: RefSeq, a predicted model, not a curated record
CAGUCAGGUUUGUUGCAGGAAGUGAACAUGGCGACCGCAGCGUUGCUGUCAGAGUCCGUACUCGGGUGGUCCAUUUUCGCCCUUGUUCUUCUGGUCAUCUUGGCUUUUUGUUGGGUGUACAUUCGCAAGUAUCAGAGUCGCCAGGAGAGUGAGGUGGUCUCUACCAUUACGGCGAUAUGUGCUCUGGCUGUUGCACUUAUAACGUCAGCCCUUCUGCCAGUGGACAUAUUUCUUGUAUCAUACAUGAAAUACUCUAAUGGAACUUAUAAGGAGUGGGCAGCUAACAAUGAGACCAGGGGGCAGAUUGAAGACACAGUUCUCUACGGAUACUACACUCUCUUCCUGAUCAUCCUGUUCUGUGUUUUCCUCUGGAUACCCUUUGUAUACUUCUACUACGAGGAGAAGGAUGACGACAACGUCAACAAGUGUUCGCAAGUGAAAAAUUCGCUGAAGUACACAAUUGGAUUUGUUGUUGUCUGCUCGGCGCUCCUAUUAAUCGGGGCCUUUGUUCCUUUGGAAGCGCCACCCAACCAGAAUGCAACACAGUGGGAGAAAGCUCAGUACUUUUUCAAGGAGCUUGGCAGUAGCCGUGGCUUCGUUGCCCUCUCCUUCUCCAUCAGCUCCCUGACCCUGGUUGGCAUGCUUGCAGUGAUCACCUACACCGCGUAUGGCAUGUCAGUACUCCCACUGAACCUCAUCAAAGGAACACGCAGCAUCGCCUAUGAGCGCCUGGAGACCACGGAGGACAUAGAUGAAGUUGAGCAACAGAUCGAGAAGCUCAGAUCUAAGUGCGAGGACGGGCGGCCCCUCUCUUCCCGGGACAGGAGAAAACUUCAGGAGCUGGAGUCGAAGCUGCAGGUGCUCCGGCGGAGAGACAGACAUCUGGAGAUCGCUGAGAAGAACUGCUGCACCAAGGUGGGCAGUGUUCUACGACCCCUGAAGAUUUUGCUGGGGAUUUUCUUCAUUCUGGUUGCCCUCCUGUUCGUCGUGUCCCUCUUCAUUUCAAAUUUGGAUAAAGCUCUCCACUCUACUGGUAUCAACUCUGGAUUUAUCAUCCUUGGGACCAACUUGACUAAUCCAGUCAACGAGCUCUUGUUGGCCCUACAGCCUGUCUUCCCCUUGGAUUAUCUCUUGAUUACUGUCAUCACCAUGUACUUUGUCUUCACAUCCAUGGCAGGGAUACGCAACAUAGGAAUAUGGUUCUUCUGGAUACGGCUGUACAAGAUCAGACCAAGAAGGACUCGCCCUCAGGCCCUUCUCUUCCUUUGUAUGAUCCUCCUCCUGAUUGUCCUACACACCAGUUUCAUGAUCUAUAGCCUGGCGCCACAGUAUGUCAUGUAUGGGAGUCAGAAAUACCUUGUCCAGAGUAACAUGCCAUCAACCAGAGAUGUUCAGGGGAACUCCACUGGAUUCAGCAGCAGGACAUGUGAUGCUGCCGCACCUGAAGAUCAGUGUACGAUGACAAGGUCCUACCUGUUCCUUCACAAGUUUUGGUUUUUCAGCACAACCUACUACUUUGGAAACUGGGCUUUCAUUGGAGUUUUCUUCAUCGGUUUCGUUGUGUCCUGCUGCAAAGGAAAGAAGUCAGUGAUCGAAGGCGAGGUUGAAGCUGAUGACUCGGAUAUGAGCGAUGAUGAAUAUUUGCACUAAUGGUACAAAACAUUUGCAGCCAAAAGAUUUUUUUUGUAUUCCAAAGGUUUGGGUAGACUAAUGAUGUUUAGUUUGGUGGGAGUGUCAGGACAUGGGGUGGAUUUCAGUUCCAUUGAACUGAUAUUCCAUUUCUGUGUUUGAAUGCCAUUGUUUUCAUGUAUGCAAAUGAAUAUCCAGAUGGACAGAAAAACAGGAAAUGGAGUGAAUGAAGUGUGGUGGUUUUUUUUUUUUUUUUUUGGUUUCUGCCCUCCUCCCCCUACCCAUUUUAAAAAAAAUCGUGCUGUUAGGUUACCUGUAAGUAGAUCCCUGGUUCUUUCUUAACUGACUCAUAUGACAACCUGUCUUUCGCACUGAGGUACUAUGAUUUGUAAAGCAGUGAUCAGGAUUAUUGCUCCUUUUCCUGCUGGGCUCAUUGUUCUGUGUUUCUUUGGACUGUAACCCAGUCAUAUGUGGUCAGCAGAGAGAUGUUACUUGAUGACAUUUGGUACUGAAGGGCCAUCACCACAAAAGCCCUACAAAAUUUCAGGAGCAGGGUUGUAUCAUUUAUUUCUUUUUUGUUUAAAUGCUUUUAAGGUAAUAUAUUUUUUUUCAUUCAAAUUAAUGUGUUUUCUUUAUUUGUAUUUAAGUACUAUUCUGACUUGCAAGGAAUGGGUUUGAAAAACUUACUCUUCUAAUCAAAAACUGUCCCACUGUUAUGCAAUGUGCUGUGCUACUUAUAUUACUGACCAGAGAAGUGUUGAAACUGUAAAAAUGAAUCGUGUGGUUUAGUGUUUUCAUUUUGAAUUAACAUGGAAUUUAAAACUAUAAUCUUGACAUUGGCUGGAAUUAAGUUUUGCUUUUGCUGAUGGUGGUGUUUACUUCCAUCUAACACGUCUCAUAAAUGACAGAUUAUAAAUGAUGUUUGAGGAUUUGCUAGUUUCUUACUUUCAUAAUAGCUGAAGGUUAUCUGCUAAAUACUACCAUUUUAACAAAUGUUAUUUUCCAAUAAA